Messenger RNA from Pipistrellus kuhlii (Kuhl's pipistrelle), 3554 nucleotides. It is a transcript of the gene SGMS1, whose product is annotated as sphingomyelin synthase 1. The record is from RefSeq and is a predicted model, not a curated record. NCBI's taxonomy places the organism in Eukaryota, Metazoa, Chordata, Mammalia, Chiroptera, Vespertilionidae. Gene Ontology annotation, biological process: sphingomyelin biosynthetic process; ceramide biosynthetic process. The transcript has 11 exons. The coding region runs from base 838 to 2079 and encodes 413 amino acids. Gene Ontology annotation, cellular component: endoplasmic reticulum membrane; Golgi membrane. Gene Ontology annotation, molecular function: ceramide cholinephosphotransferase activity; protein binding; sphingomyelin synthase activity.
GCGGAGGCUGCUUGGUCCCUGCGCCCUGCGAGCCGGCCGGAGGGCGCGAUCCGGGCGCAGCUCCCCGACGCUGCCCUGCACCCCGGAUCCCAGUCCGCGGCGCGGGGCUCGGCGAGCGGAAUCCCGGAGACUGCUACCACUCCGGUGCAAGAUGAGGGCAGCAUGAACGACCCCUGAGUGUGCUCUGGGGCGUAGUUAUCGGUCAUUUUUGAUUAGGAAAAAGAAGACGGCCUCCUCUUGAAAGGCAAAGCUCCCGUGACUGCAGGAGUUGUGGAUUCUCUGAAUUUCAAGAACAGUGAAGUGGGAGCAUAGCAGAUGGUGUACGAAAGCCAGCAUGUAAAUUGGAAAGAAGGCUAAUGGAGAAAAAUAACACAAAUCAGGUACACCAUUGAGUUCUUUGGGAGGCACAGAAGUGUCUGGUUGGGAAGCUUAUGAAAUAGAAGACAAAACCCUGCCUCAGGAAGCGUACAUGAGAACAAUUUUAAAGGAAACUACUGAUAAAUGCAGAACAGUAGCUGUUGGAGGUGAUGGAAAUGUACUGGAACAAUGGGAGAAACUGGUAAUUCAUAGGAAACCAAGAUGACAAGAAUUUUUUUUUAAAUAAUCAGAGGAAGAACCUUGUUGAAAAAUGAGGUGAAUGAGUGCUCCGGUACUCAAGAACCCUGGACAGCUACAUGAGGUGUUUAAAAACUGCCCUGACCAUCUUGAUACCCCAGUCCCUGUCAUGAGGCCUGACAGGAUGAGCACGCCUCCGAUGGCCAGCAUCCUGCUUUGUAAAAACUCAGACUGCUGACCUGCCGAGAGCAAGCAGGGGCCUGCCUGUCGUCUGCCAGUACAAUGAAGGAAGUGGUUUAUUGGUCACCCAAAAAGGUGACAGACUGGCUGCUGGAGAAUGCUAUGCCAGAAUACUGUGAGCCUCUGGAACAUUUCACGGGCCGGGACUUGAUCAACCUAACCCAAGAGGAUUUCACAAAACCCCCCUUGUGCCGAGUCUCCUCCGACAACGGGCAGCGGCUCUUGGACAUGAUAGAGACCUUGAAAAUGGAGCACCACAUGGAAGUACACAAGAACGGCCAUGCCAAUGGGCACCUCAGCAUUGGCACAGACGUCCCCACCCCUGACGGCAGAUUCAGCAUCAAGGUCAAACCCAACGGGAUGCCAAAUGGGUAUAGGAAGGAGAUGAUCAAGAUCCCCAUGCCAGAACUGGAGCGCUCCCAGUACCCCAUGGAGUGGGGCAAGACUCUUCUGGCCUUUCUUUAUGCACUUUGCUGUUUUGUUCUCACCACAGUGAUGAUCUCGGUCGUCCAUGAACGAGUACCUCCUAAGGAGGUGCAGCCUCCACUACCGGACACGUUUUUUGACCAUUUUAACCGGGUGCAGUGGGCCUUUUCUAUUUGUGAAAUUAACGGCAUGAUCCUUGUAGGACUCUGGUUAGUUCAGUGGCUGCUCUUAAAAUACAAGUCUAUUAUUAGCAGAAGAUUUUUCUGCAUAGUUGGCACGCUGUACCUGUAUCGGUGUAUUACAAUGUAUGUAACUACACUCCCAGUACCCGGUAUGCAUUUCAACUGCUCUCCGAAGCUUUUCGGAGACUGGGAAGCCCAACUGCGGAGAAUAAUGAAGCUCAUUGCUGGCGGUGGCCUGUCCAUAACUGGCUCUCACAACAUGUGUGGGGACUAUCUGUACAGCGGCCACACGGUCAUGCUCACACUCACCUACUUAUUUAUCAAAGAGUAUUCCCCUCGACGACUCUGGUGGUAUCACUGGAUUUGCUGGCUUCUCAGCGUAGUUGGAAUCUUCUGUAUUCUCUUAGCGCAUGACCACUACACUGUGGACGUGGUGGUGGCAUAUUACAUCACUACAAGACUCUUCUGGUGGUACCACACUAUGGCCAAUCAGCAAGUGCUCAAAGAAGCUUCCCAGAUGAACCUCUUGGCCCGGGUGUGGUGGUACAGGCCAUUUCAGUACUUUGAAAAGAAUGUCCAAGGAAUUGUACCUCGAUCUUACCAUUGGCCCUUCCCCUGGCCAGUAGUCCACCUCAGUAGACCAGUUAGAUACAGCCGGUUGGUGACUGACACAUAACAGCUGUGCAAAGAGGGGGAACGAGGACCUGUCCAAAGUGCUAAGAACUCCACGAGAGAAGAUGCCAUAAAAUAAACACCUCCCUAAUCCUACUAUCUUUCAACGGUUACCUUGACUUAACCUAUUGAGUUACCUGGUCAGCACUGUGAUCUUUUUCUCUCCAAAGGACCUGCGUUGGACAACAAUAAAGAAAAUCUAACCUAUCAUGCACUGUACACAUUUCCUGUUCAUAAGUCUGGGACUUAAAUAACCCACAGCCACCAUGUUCCUUUGUAUAUGAUGCAACAGCAUAAAUGUAAGCUUUUAUAUCCCUAAGUUCUGUUCUUUCCAGUCACAUCUGGAAAUAAAGUGUAUUAUUUUUCUUGGGAAAACAUACUUUUCAUAUCUCUUGCCCCAAAGAUUGGGCUGUAAGCCAUUUUCUAGCCAAUGUCUCUAUGAAGGUUUCUAAGGACCUGACUGGGGUCUGAUUCUGAAAUCUUUCUACCUGUUGCACCGAUAGUCAAAUAAAAAUGACAGACAGAAAGGUUUAGUAACUUUGGGUUUUGUAAAAUCAGCAGAGACAGUGUGUCAAAAAGUGCAAAAAAAAAAUAAAUAAAAAUAAAUAAAAAGGUUCUGUUAUAAAGUGAUUUUCUAACUAUUUCCUAACUUUAUUUUUCAAAUGAUGUUAUGAAAACCAAAUUUCAAGAUUUUUACAUGUCAAAGAGAAGAGAGAGUUAAAAUUUAAAAAUGCUUCUUGGGAGAGAAAUUUGUCUAUGUUUCUAGUGCCUUUCUUGUCUUGAUUGUAUGGUCAGUAGGCAAUCUUUAAAAAAAUGUUUUUAUUUAAAAUAAAGUAUUCCAUGAAAAUAUAAAUGUAUGUAUACACUACUAAAUUUUGCAUUUGUAGCUAAAUUAAAUCAGAAGACUGCUUAUGGCUUUUCAGUUGUUCUGAAUUACAGACUGGGGGUGGGGAGACGUGGUGGUAAUCUGAAAGUCAGCACCGGCUCCCAUAUUGUGAGCUGGUGGCCACGACUUGGCCCACUUACAUUAUUUUACCUAUUUGGUGUUCAAUUUUAACUCUACAGUGAAAAUAGCCAUGAAUACUUCUUUUUUUUUAAAGUGAGUUUUGAAAAUGAUCGCUUAACUAAAACUUGAAAGCUAUGAAUUCGUUAUCCAUACUCUCAUGACAAUUUUGUUGGUGAACAACAAAAAAGAGAUCUAUUUCUUUAAAAUAUAUUUGUGCAGAAACUGCAUGUAACUCUAAGUUUUGUUCCUAACAAAAGGAUGGUUGGGGAAGUAUUCUAUUAUAUACUUGCCAAUGUGGAGAACAAAAUAGUUUUUUAAGAAUGAAGAAGUAUAUAUAUCCAUUCUGUAUUUUACGUGCAGCAGAAUUAUCUUCUGUAGGGUUUUUUUCUUUUUAUGUGCGUGUGUAUUCACAAGGUGAUAUUUGUAUUGUAAAACAAUAAUGGUGAAGGAAAUAAAAUGGCUUUUAAAAUUUG